GCCUCUGGGUUCUUAGAAACAUUAGGGUUAGAAGCGCCUUCAGUAUUAAUCAUGGCCUCCGAGGAUAUUCUUCAAGCUCCAGCGUGCUGCUCUGCUCGUUACAACUUAGCAAUAUUGUCCUUUUUGGGUUUCUUCGUUCUCUAUGUCUUACGUGUGAACCUGAGUGUCGCGUUGGUGGAAAUGGUAGAUUCAAAUACAACUGUAGCAGACAAUAGAACUUCCAAGGAAUGUGCAGACCAUUCAAGUCUUGUGAAAGUUCCUCGUAAUCAAACGGGCAAAAGGUACCCAUGGGAUGCAGAAACUCAAGGAUGGAUUCUCGGUGCUUUUUUCUAUGGCUACAUCAUCACACAGAUUCCUGGAGGCUAUUUUGCGAGCAAAGUAGGGGGAAAGCUGCUGCUAGGAUACGGGAUCCUCGGUACCUCUCUCUUCACGCUGCUGACGCCCCUUGCUGCGGACCUAGGAGCCGUGUCACUCAUCGUGCUCAGAGCACUGGAAGGUCUAGGGGAGGGUGUUACCUUUCCCGCCAUGCACGCCAUGUGGUCUUCUUGGGCGCCCCCUCUCGAAAGAAGCAAGCUUCUCAGCAUCUCGUACGCAGGAGCACAGCUUGGAACAGUGAUUUCACUUCCUCUUUCUGGAAUAAUUUGCUACUAUAUGAAUUGGACUUAUGUCUUCUAUUUUUUUGGUAUACUUGGAAUAUUGUGGUUUAUUUUGUGGACCUGGAGAGUUAGUGAUACACCAGAAACACACAAGACAAUCUCCAGUUAUGAAAAGGAAUACAUCGCUUCAUCAUUAAAAAGUCAGCUCUCUUCGCGGAAGUCAGUGCCGUGGAUUCCCAUUUUGAAAUCACUGCCGCUCUGGGCUGUCGUCGUGGCACAUUUUUCUUACAAUUGGACUUUUUAUACCUUACUGACCUUGCUGCCUACUUACAUGAAGGAGAUCCUGAGGUUCAAUGUCCAAGAGAACGGAUUUCUGUCUGCGCUGCCCUACUUUGGCAGUUGGCUAUGCAUGAUCCUGUCCGGUCAGGCCGCCGACAGCUUAAGGGCAAAGUGGAAUUGUUCGACUCUCUGUGUUCGCAGGACUUUCACACUUAUAGGGAUGAUUGGACCCGCGGUCUUCCUGGUGGCUGCUGGGUUCAUAGGCUGCGACUCUUCUUUGGCUGUCGCCUUCCUGACCAUAUCAACAACCCUGGGAGGCCUGUGCUCUUCCGGCUUUAGCAUCAACCAUCUGGACAUUGCACCUUCGUACGCCGGGGUCCUGCUGGGCAUCACCAACACGUUCGCCACCAUCCCGGGCAUGGUCGGGCCCGUCAUUGCCAAGAGUCUGACCCCUCACCACACCAUUAGCGAAUGGCAAACUGUUUUCUAUAUCGCUGCUGCUAUCAAUGUAUUUGGGGCCAUUUUCUUCACACUGUUCGCCAAAGGCGACGUGCAGACCUGGGCCGUCGGCGAUCACCACGGACACAGAAACUGAGGACGCCGAUAAACAUUGUCUCCCUUGUUCCGUAUCAUGUAACCUGAGUGCCUUCGGGUUCUAAUGUGUAAGGAUUCUGUGUGCAAACCGGAGCCUGUAUUAAAUUUGUAAGGCCCGUAAUCAUGACAUGUCACUGUUGCCGGACUGGUAAAGUGAGCUCUUUUCAAUUACUAAUUUCCGCUGGGCCUGGACCUUAUGCUUUUGGCUCCACGCCUGCUCGAAAGCCAGGCUACAUGGGCAGGGCGUUCUGGGUUUUAAGGACCCGGUUCCUUGGCUCAGUGAAGCGCAGGGCUGAUUCGGUCUUGGCGAACCCCUGCUCCGCCUCCUUUCCUCGCAUGGCUCUGUUACGGCCUCACCGCCGGUGCUGUCCCCACUCUCUGACCCAGACCCGGACCUCAGGCAGCGCUGGCGCCACCUGCAUCUGUGGUCUUUGCUCUCCCGGGGCCGCAGUGAGGGCCCGGAGGCUGCAGGAGCCGAGCUGACCCUGCCCCAGGCGGACACCCAGACCCCAGGUUCUUCCUCAGGAGGACCGGCCGGACCCGAGGGUGUAGUGCCAACUUCUGCCUUUUCAUCCGCAUCAGAAUUAGAAAAACAAAACAUGUAAGUCCGGCUUUUUCUUUACUCUACCUCCCUGAGGCUCCCGGCACAGCCCAGCUCCAGCCUGGCCUUGAAGGGCUCCGGGCUCAGCCCCCCGCGCUGCAGAAAGGAACUGAGGUCCAGGUGGCUCUGAGGCCGGUAAAUCAUCUUCAUUUUGAUUUCUGAAAUCGUAUUUUUGCAGCUUUUUUCCUGACUCCUCUGUGGUGUUUCCUUUUGUUUGUACCCGGGAUUGAACUCAGGACCUUGUGUUUGAGGCAGGCACGGUGCCACUGAGCUAAGUCCCCGGUCCUCCUCUGUUUGUUGGUCGUACUUGAGGGGUAUAAAUGGACUCCAAACUUGGUUUACGCUUUAUUGUAUUUGUUCCACACUCCCUGUAACAUUUUAAUUAAUUAAAACUUUAAUGUAAUGCCAUGAGAAUAUUUAUGUAAAUUUAUUUUAAAAAUCUGUAUCAACUGCUUCAAGUUGCUAUGAUGAUAUUUGGUAAAUCAGUAAACCUUUGUGGAUUGACCUCGGUCCGGCGGUUCUGUGGUACUUUCCAGUGCCCCGCGGUGACAGCUCUGCCUCCAUCCCGAUCCACCCACUUCCCGGGUACUUUCUGGGCCCGUCCAGCCCAAGAGCCUUCCUCAGUGACCUCUCCACGGCUUGAACCGCCCUCCUUUGCUUUCUGUCUCAAAGAUACACAAGUCUUCUUCGGCCUUUAAGCAAAAUACAAGUCUCCUGGGGGACGCAAAACCCAUCUAUCCAGAAAACGCGCAGAACGAGAACCUGGAAACCGCGGUUCCCCCCAGAGAAAGCCCGUCCCAGGAGGAAAGGAGCGCGUUUCCACUUAGAAUGCGGCGAGUGCGUUUCCAGUCCCAGACCCCUGCCUGUUGCUCAAGCUGCUGUGUGCCCGCUCCGCCUCCGCCACUGUCACGGAGCCGGCUGUCCCUGCGACCCUCCUUUCUCCUUGCAGAAGCACCACUUCCUGGCCCCUCGGGCUCUUCCCUCUUCCUGACCAACUCCUGUCUGUCCCUGCCACGCUUCGGGUUCUUGGAUCUUUAUUCGUCCCUCUAAAUAAAAACCCUUGGCUGUGGCUCCCGCCUGGGGAGGGAAGCAAUGUCCUCCCGGCAGCCCACCCUCGCUGAGGAGACGUCUCCCCCAGUCCCCUCCCAAGCUGUAUCGCUGACCUGACCUCCAGCGCCGGGGCUGUUAGGAGGAAGGGAUCUUUCCCUCACUCCACGAACAGAAAGCACCUGCUCCCCCAGACCGUACGGAAGCCGGGACGCCUUCAGCAGGCCCUCUCCUGCCGAGGCUCCGGACACGUCUGCGUCUCCCCGUUGUUCUCCGCGCAUCUUUCGGCAGGAUCCACGGAGUCAUCUCAGCCUGGUCUCGCUCACCACGCGUGCUUAGUGCACUGCAGCUGCAUAAUAAAUACUUGGCCAAUU
Fukomys damarensis (Damara mole-rat) is the source of this 3491-nucleotide messenger RNA. It is a transcript of the gene Slc17a5, whose product is annotated as solute carrier family 17 member 5. The coding region runs from base 52 to 1470 and encodes 472 amino acids. The transcript has 11 exons. Gene Ontology annotation, biological process: monoatomic anion transport; transmembrane transport. Gene Ontology annotation, molecular function: transmembrane transporter activity. Lineage: Eukaryota; Metazoa; Chordata; Mammalia; Rodentia; Bathyergidae. The record is from RefSeq and is a predicted model, not a curated record.